AGACGUAGAAAGAGUGGAGAGUACACACUCCUCUCUAAAACGCUCCUUGGCUUGGCCUUCAACUCGUUCAAGAAGUUAGGUACAAUUUACUGUCCGUUCAGUAGAUAAAAAACUAGUACUAGUAGUUUUAGUACUGUGACUGACUGACUGCUAUCUAUUGUGACUGACCUCAGUCCUCCAGUUUCUUCCUCGCAGCAGUGUGCAUAUACCACUGCUCCGUACCUCCACGGUGCACUCCUCCAUCACAGCGCCACUUGUUCUGAACAAAAAGCCACUACGACAAGUAGCUACUGCCACCCCAGCUGGUGCGCUGGCCCUUUGGCUGAAGACUUUGAAUUUGAUUGCUCGCGAGACACAGAGGACUCGCGAAAUGAAGCUGUCCGUUUCGUCCGCUUUCUUGGCGGUUUUCCUCCAGGCGUCCAGACACUUCUUCGCGACUGCGACUUAUCUUCAUACUUAUGGCUAAAAGUUUUAGGAUUUCAAAAAUGUACUUUCAAAAGACCAAGAAGUCUUUCUGGAAUGACCUUUGUUCUUCGUUCGCGUUCCCCGUGAAAGAUUUUGUUUUCUUGCAUACUUUUCCUUCCACACGUAAUUAUCACGCAUAAAUUGAGUCUCUACCCUGCAAAAACUACACUCUUGCACUGUCCCACCUCUCAACUACUAGGUUAACUACUACUGCCAAUACAUACUGCCACCACCUGUUCUAACAUGCGCUCGCGCAACCGAAGGGAACGUCGUCCUUAUGAAUUGGAUCUUUUUUCAAAGAGCAAUUAAUUUUGUAACUGACUUUUCGAACCAGAAUUAUGUUUAAGCAAUUACGUUACCGUUAGCGUUACCCGUGACCUAUAUUUUUUCAGUGAUAGCUACGUGGAUCAUGACGAUGUUGAGAUACAACUUCAUCGACUAUGUAUUGUCAUCCUGUUCUCGUGUUUCGAGAGUACUUGUUUAGUUAAGGAAACUAUUGAAGGCUGAUAAAUCCGCUAUCGUCUAUUAACGCAACAACAUUACUGUCAUCAUGAUCUACUUGUCCUUUCAGUUUCUUUUUUGUUGGUCAUGAUCAACUGAACAAUGGUAUUAUUUGCCAGUCGACGACAGGAGGUUUUUCAUUAUUUGCCAGGAGCCGACGGAAUUUGAAAAGCAACUACUUCUUGGAGACGAAGCGAUCUGCGACUGCAGGUGAACCAUCCUUGGAUGGCGAUAACAUGGGCAAGCCUUUCCGCAUCCGAUAUGUUCCUCCGGGUGGGGUGGCAAACGCCUCUGAGCCCCUUAAUCAUUAUGGAGGGCUCCUCACAUCGGUACUCUAUCUGUCGCCUUCCCUGGCGCCCUCUCUCCUCUCUCUCUCUCCCCCUGUGUGUGCGUUCUGAUUAUUUACUUUCCUAGUUCUUUGUAGGGCGGUUAGUUCUUUGUCCUUUGAUUAGUCGCCAUCUAGUCCAUUCGCAUCAUUAUGGAGGGCUGGUGGGUAAGGAUAACCGUCACAAGAUAUAAUAGGUAAAUCAACUGGAUAAUCAAUACGGUUUCUGCUUGUGCUGAAAAUUGAAUAAGUUUUUCGGCAACUCAUCAUAAUCCGCAUCCAUGCGCAAGAGCUGCUCUUGCGAGAUAAUUGAUUCGGUUGAGUAAGAUAGAUGAAUCAACGGAGUGGGCAGUCAGAAUAUGAAUAGGAGAAUACACGGGACGCAGACCCCUGUUGACUGAUUCUCGUACAAACGCACUUGCAGGCCUGAUAGAGCGACCACGCACACUACAUUUCGUGAAAGAGUACGCACCUCAGUACUUCCUCACCAGUCCAGUAGCACGUUGAUCUUUUCAUACUGUCUGCCGGAUACUCAACAAGAAAUUUAUGCGCCACAUCGAAGACGAUGAUGUCAAAGUCAACUUAUAUAUAUGAUAUAAUAAUGAUUAUAGAUAAGAAUGAAAAUAUUGAUAAUUUUUACAACGAACUGAUUUUUGAUUUUACAGCAUAAUGAUAAUCUAUAAUAUAAUAGAUCGGACACCUGGUCUAUGUAGGUCCUCUUUUUGUUUUUUGAAGCACAAAAAUCUUUUCGGUCUGUGUUUGUACUAGAAGAAUGUGAAGGCCUUCAAGGCCUUGAGCUCCACUCUCACCAUACUGAAUCCUUUCAAAUUAUUCACUCUGAUUGCUUAAUUCACGAACAAAGAACGUUCAGGUGCUCAUUCUCAUUUGAGAAGAUGUUUUUUCCCUUCAUUGAUAUUGUUUGUGACAAAGACGCAUCGGAUCUCCUCAGCGGAGCGGCGACCGAUCUGGACGAAAUCACGUGGGAGAUGACAGACGCAUAUCUAGUGAAUAAUCAAGAUUUCAACUCUGCAUACUGGGACUGGAGGCAUAAGGGGCAGCUGCGGUACAAGAAGGGAGGCCUUUGGCUUCAGAAUACAAACGGGACGGUCGAUGAAGACGGGGAGAGGCCGCUUAAAGUUGGGGAUCCGAUAGUAUCAACGACCCAUGCAGACAGAUCCAUGCAGAUACAAACUAGACAAGUACCCAGAACGGCAACCUCGCCACCCAGAAUGGGGGUUUUGUUACGGCUAGUGCCGGAAAAUUGCCAACAUUAGAGCUAAUUUAAUCUCCAAGAAAAUGGCUUCAUCUUCACAUAAGUAUCCAGCGCACCCUAGGUUGAGCUUUUCUCCGCGUCCGGCUCUGAAGUUAGGUAGCGGCGCGCUGAAGUUCGGUUGCUGGGUACAGUCAUGCAAAUUUUGGAGCUGAGAGGCCACUUGCGUUUCUUCCUGUCCUCGUAGCGUUAACGCCCACCACUCUGCGCGCAUCACCAUCAUCAACACCAACAUCAUCGUCAUGAACAGACUGAGUCCAUUGGCAUUGCCCAGGCUCGUUCUCAUCGAAAAAAAAUUAUAUAUGUUCCAGGGCUCAGGGCUGAAGACCCCCCCAAUCUAAAUUCUUGACGGGGGGCCCCAGCCCCGGACCCUUUCUCCGAGGGGCUGCCGGGCGAGAAGGCCUCGAAGCGCCCACCUCUGACCCCUUCCCGCUCCUCGCCUCGACCCUACAGCGCCACCAUGCCGGAGGCUGUUGAAGCACUGAAGGGCGGACUUGGAAGGCUUCCGAAUGUGGCAAAGGUGGCAAGGCUGGACCCCCUUGGCGUGUUGCUUGUACCCUCAAGGCUGGACCCCUUUGGCGUGUUGCGUGUGCCCUACAGACCUGCCGAAGGUCGCAAGGCUGGACCCCCUUGGCGUAUUGCAUGAUGUACCCUACAGACCAGGCGAAGGCGGCAGGGCGGGGCCCCCGCCUUGGCGUGUUGCGUGUACCCUACAGAGAGACCUGCCGAAGGUCGCAAGGCUGGACCCCCUUGGCGUAUUGCAUGAUGUACCCUACGGACCUGGCGAAGGCGGCAGGGCUGGGCCCCCGCCUUGGCGUGUUGCGUGUACCCUACAGACCUGGCGAAGGUGGCAAGGCUGGACCCCCUUGGCGUGUUGUGUCCUUGCAUGUAUCUGGCAGACCUUGGGGCGCCUCCUCUCUUUCGGCUCUUUUGGCCGUUCUCUUCCCCCGGGCUUAGGGCGUGGACCCCCAAAUCUUGGUAGUGUGUUGCGCCUCCGACACGGCAGCGUCGCGAGGAAGCUGCGGGCUUGUUGUUUUCGGUUCUCAGCAGAGUGGGCGAAGCACUGCGCCCGCCUUCCCCCACUGUGAUACGCUAGAGGCGAGGCCACCGCGCCACGGGUGGGCGCUUCUCGUCCCUCGUUCUGCUCUCGUCCCUCGUUCUCCUCUCCUCGCUCGUCCUGCUCUCGUCGCUCUUCCACCACUGUGCCGCACCACCACCACAGACCAUACCACAGGGGGGGGGCCUCGCUCCCUGGUACAUAUAUAGACAUUGGCGCGGUGACUGUUUUUCUAACAUAUAUUAACCUUGCGGGGGGAGGAGCCUCGAUGCGUAGCUCAUGGAGGGCGCCUGACGAGCCAAGGGCCGCUGAAUCUUCGUGGCUCUGGUUUUCGACGCCACAGUCAGAUGGAUCGCUUAAUUAAGGAUUGCCUCCUCACAUAGUUCCAUUUCGCAAGGGUUGCCCUAGCACUCUUUCGUUGCUCCCUUCUUCCUGGUGUAUGAGAGAGACAUGAUACACGAUGAAAGAUGUGAGGACAUGGAAGCCACUAAUCCAUGUGGGUGUCACCCGCAGAAUAUACGGCUGGAAAUGCUGCUAUGUUCGAGCUCAUUCCGAUUCCGCUCAAAUGCAAGUACUGUUAAGAGAAAUCCAUAUCCAUUGUUCAUGUCGCUGUCUGAGAAGUUGGUGGAUCCACCUAGAUGGUCAUGGACUUGGACGUCGCACAUCAAUCAUUUAUUACCCUAGAAGAUGAAUACGUAUACGGCGCGCCGACAACGAAUGACUCAGCCUGAUGCGUUUUUCUUUGAAGAUAUUUCCCACGUUUUUUCUUGAACCGAGCAAGGACGGCAUAUCCAUAUUCUUGUCAAACAACUUGCGAGACUUUACUUCACCCCGCUCCCUCAUUUUCACAAUGCGUGGAUCCUCUUCGCUUCCUCAUCAAGCACAAAAAUUAUACGCGCGCAUUCUCAUUGUUUCUUGCUUAGCUCUAAUAGUUGCAGGGAGCAUGCCCAGCCGGCAAAAUGGUGAAUCGCAACACAGUGUGCGGUACUGCGAAUGACGUCAAUGCGUGCGAUGUUGCGACUUGCUGCGAAGAUGGUACAACGCCAGAACCGAACGAAGUGUAUACAAUUAUGCUCAUCAAAGUACAUUCUUAAUCAUCCGGCAGUGCUUGUUGCUGGCACAUUUUGAUUUGUCUUUUCGGAAAUCACGAUACAAUGAAAAUAUGCGACAUCAUGAUGUAGACCGACACCAAGCAGAGAUCUGUAUAGCGUCAAUACUGUAGCUGAAGUGGCGAGCUAACCGUAUUUCGGUUUUAUUACAGCUAGGCGGACUUCUUGUUCUCACUUGUUAAAUCAACUAGAAUAGGUACUAUCGUACAGCUGGAACUGUACAAAGGAUAGUACAAUGUGACCAUACUUUAAGUAAGAGUACCCAAUUAAUGCCUGUAAUUCUUGGCUCUUAUCUCCUGCUUACCCGUUAUUGUUCUCACUUUCUGUUGUGGUUGUGCAAGCAGCAAGUAGAAAAAAAGUGAAUUUCCGUUUGUCCUUGAAUGGUCUAAGAUUUUCCGUUACGUUCACUCAGACUCGGGGGCAGCAGCCGCAGGAGCAGGGUUUAACGCAACCGAUGUGUGUGGAUCGAACCCGGUUAUGGCGCCAAGUCAAAGAACUAGCUCUUUCUUAUCAACCACUUAGUGUGCAGCAUUUUUCCUCCUCCUAGACCGACGGACCUAGAACAAACACCUAAAUGUGAUUUACCAGUCAACAGCAACAGCUUGCGUGUGUACUCGCGCAUUAGCCUCGGUUACUAACUAGUAGCCAUGAUAUUGUACCUAUGUCUUGGCCUUACACUGAAAAAAGUACCGAGUCACCAAAUAGAUCAUGUUCAUUAUUUCUGUGACCUUCAAGUAGGUAAUUAAGUAUUCAAUUCUUUGUGGAAAUGUUCAUUUUUCCUAGGAGUUAUGCUUAUGGACGAAGCUACUGUCCUCGAGCUCGCUGAUGAAAUACUUAUGACAGAAAAAUAAGCACUAGCCGGAGAAAUUUGCACAGUACCUCGAUGCCAUUUGAGGCCGAGGGCUUUGCCUAUCCCUAUAGCCGUGCAGGUAAUAUGGACCAAGGAAACAACCAAGCGGAAACCCCCUGGCGCGCCUGGGAGUCCGCAAGCAGCGCAGGGAGCCACGCUAGGGAAGGGCCCGAGGUGCCUCUUCUGUGUACUUAUUUGACGCUGGUGGCGCUGCCUGCUCCUGGUUAAAGAUGGGCGGCGCUUUUUCUAAAAUGUGUCGCUACGUACGGGGUUGCCAGAUGUCGACAGGAGGCGCCGGCAUCUGGUGUUGUGCGACCCAUUUUGCGGGGCGCAAAAUGAGCCAGAAGCCAAGGCACUGAAGCUUAAAAACGUGCCUGGCAGCUUUGCAGCCACAGGGCUAGGAAAUAGGUCGCGCCCAAACACUGAUCGCCGAAACCCACUAGAAACCGGCCCAAAAAAGUGUCCCGCACUUGGUCGCGAUAGGUGUCGCGAAAAGUGACACCUGGAACACUUCUGGCGAGGCCGCCGGGCCCAGCCACCCAGAAGCCAAGCUCGCACCAAUUUGGCCCAAAGUCAGCUACCCUCGUCGGGGGCUUUGUAGCUGAACAGCAACGCCCACGGCACAGCUUGAAGCAUCACCCUGAAACACCAUCAGCGAAAGCGCAAAACACCGGAGCCCCCGGGGCUGCUGUCAUGGCAGCCACUGGCAGCUCAUGCGACUAUUAGCACCAGCCUAAUGCGUCCUCCCCUGGUCGGUGGCCUUAGGCGACGGCCGAGCUUACAAAAUUCUACGACUACUACUUAUUUUUCUCUCAUACAUAGUAUUGACAUUUACAGACAAGAAACAUGUUAGCCAUAGUCGUGAUGUCUCUCUCAUUUGAUCUUAUGCAGAGCCGCGAUUGUAUUGCCGCAAUGCUGCAGAUGCCUUUACCAGGGGUGCUGCGGACUAUCAGUGGAUGACAAAGACCGGCUUAUACGACCACUCGCCUUCCAUCCGCUUCGAAAUGUAUGGUGGGAUCUAUUAUUUGUAUGUAAAAGCAUGACUACUCGUAUGAUGUGGUAAAACUCGUUAUCAGGAAGAAGCUCCGAAUGAGAUGAAAGAGUAAACUGGAAGCAACACGCACGUUCUUCGAAGGACGUGACCCUUGCUAAAAGACGCACAACAUCUUCAAGAACUGGUCCUUAUUAGCUUCAUCAAUUCUGAAAGUCCACUGUCCUAGGCAACUUGAGCUGACUGGUGGGAAGGGACAUUGUAUAAGUAUAAUCAAUAUCAGCUACAAGAACCACGAGUAAAUUACUAAUUAUACAAUAUGCUGACUCAGAGACUUGACUGAAGUCCUCUCUACAUUCUUACUCCUUCGAAAUACUGACCUUGAAAAGUCCUAGGCUCAUCUUAUUAUACAAUCAGACCUAUACAACUCGAUGCAGAGCAAGAAAAUAACCAAGUAUGUAAACAAAGCACUCUUCGCAUUUGGCCAUGCCUCUAAUGAUGGCUGGACCCGGCUGGUGGCAACAUCACCCGGAAAGUGAUCAGGAAUGGUGAGGACACGGCCCGUCUGUCUAUCCUCGGAGCUAGCCAGGCAUGCUCCGAACUGGCUGAGGGUUGCGAUGAUGCAGGAGAAAUUAUGACUCGUCGCCUCGAGUAACUAACUAUACACAUGAUGCGGUAUAACACAAUUGCACGACUGCAUUUGCUUCUUGACGGUCAGGGUCAGACUUACUUUGAUAUAAUAUAUCUCUAUCGGUCGCUGCUGGAGCAAAUUUGUUGCUUUUUGAAUGUAUGUAUGUCAUUUACUUAGUAGAUAUCGGAAUUCUUAUACUCAUCUAAUCAUCUACAUCUUAUUCUUAAUCAUGUGGCUUCCGUUAUUUCUUAUUCAUUCCCGUGUCCCAGAGAUGAUCAACAUUUAUUGCACUUUGAUGAAUCUCCAGUGGUGUAAGUAGUGGAACGGGAGGCCAGGGUAAGGGUAUGCGUUUUCCUCGUUGAAUCAUUUUGGCCUGUUCAUGUGCGCAAUCGAUUGGUGCUUUUCGCCGAAGGGAGCGGCAGAAACCGGCGAGGGAAUCUACGUCUACCGAUGUGGCAUGGAAGGAAGCUUAUGUCACCUAUAAAAAUUAACCAAUCUAGUUGGUGUUGGCUCCUAAUCUUUUCUAAAUACGCACGCGGGACAAUGUAAGUGUCUCACCCACCGAAAAAAUGAAACGAGUACUAGAAAUAUUCACAAGUUCAAGCUUGCUUAGCAAGCAAGCCACCAGAGCCCUUGCUCCACACAUGGCGUUAACGGUUUUACAGUUUGCACAACAGUUUGCAUUCUAUUCUAUCCUAUUUUGCUCGGCUGCCUAUUUCAUAAACUAAGAAAACAAAUGUAUGACCCUAUUGUAGUUAUUCUUGUAGUUAUACUAUUUAGUAUUCCAUGAUAGUUUAAGAUUAAGUAGAUUCAUAAUCAAAAAUAUGGUUAUGGACAUUCCUCAACUUUGGGAAUGUAAUUGAGAGACAGCGUUUGAUUCCUAGCAUCAGUUUUUUUAGAACAGCGGACAGUCAGAACAAUGGGUCUUCUGGCUGUGAUCCCCUGGCUUUCCGUGAGCGUGAAGUUCAUCUCGCAAUAGUAUCGUGAUGUGGUGAAGUUCAUGUGUGUGUGUGUGUGUGUGUGUGUCUACGUACAUAACCGAAGCAAAUUUCUACUUCCCUUCAUGCUCGAGCUAUUGGAAUGUGGAUAAGGCGAGCACGAAUGCGAAGGAUUUGAGCAUAUACUCCUCAGGGUCUUACGAGAACGCUGGCCGCUUCAUCUUCGCAAAGGUAGCAACGACCACAUCGACCUCAACGACGACAACUCGAACGCAGACAACCACAACGCUAUGUAGACAUGAGAUAUUCUUAUCCAAGGACAAGGCAACAAUACUGCACCAAACGAAUCGUUACCAUAUCAGAACACGCCUAAUUUUAGACCUCGAGCAGUAAGGUCAAGGUGGUUCUUAACUGAUAGCAAAGGCAAACCGAUAUCAGGAAUAAUUAACUAAUUUCAAUUUGCUCAGGGUGGAGCGCAGUAUUAGGAUUAGCAUCAACAUGCGAAAGCUCACGCGACAACAAAAGGAGUAGGGAUCUGCGCCGCCUUCUCGGGGUCGGUCCAUGUGUCCAGGGGGACUCGCUUUGCGUGAUCUCUAGCCUAACCACCUGACCUAGGACCUUUUCGUUGUUAUCGGAGUCCAUGCUUAACCAUAGCAAAGGCCCAGAGCCGUUCCUUUGCGUUGGUCAGUCUUCCGCACUGCACUCCGCGAGUGGGUGAUAGUGGUACGCGUCAGACCAUUCGAAACGGCUCAUGCUCAGGCCCUACCGGCAUAGUUUGUCAUUCAUAGCUCCCGCGCGCGUCGGUCUGGCUGCGGGCGCAUGCUCGUGGCUCUCUGGUGGUCCACUACUGUCCUCGCCGUCGGCGGAGACUGACCUGCCGGGGCUAAGCGCAAAAAGCGCCCAGCAAAGUCGUGGCCGUGUGCGUCUGUCGGGUACUCUCCCCUGCCCAAAGAAGCCGGCGCAGCCAGCCCAAAAGGGCUCCAGCAGAAGGAAUAGGCGAAGACAUGAGCCAGCCGAAAGAAACGCGGCCCGCCGAAUCGGGCCGCGCGGUCUCCUUAAGGGAUAAGCGUCGAGAGCCAGCGGAGGGCGCAAGCCCAUGCCUGAGGCGCCUCCGCAUCGUCAGGAGGUGCGUUUACCCGGGGCGGCCCCACAGGGCCAGCGCGCGGGCGAAGUGGGGGGCCACCCCAUUUGCCCUCGAAGAGUACAGACUAGAACCGAUCUGCCACGGCCACGGCGGCUGCCACCGAGGGCCGCGUUGUUUCUUAUAUCGACCCGCGCUUGAAUGUUGGUCUUUGGUGCAAAGAGCCGCGGCCCGCUCCGCACGGCCCAACUGUCUUUCGCGGGCCUGGCGGUGGGCCUCCCCGCACCGUCUUCGAGCUCCUCGGGCGCUGGCUGCAUCUAGAGCAGGCUUGGCCGCUGCAAGCUCGAGAUGAGCAGCAGCGGCGGCGGGUGGGGGGGGCGCUCUUGCCUGCUUGUCGGAACUUGAUGAGUCGCCGGGCGGAAUCACUUCGACUCACCUCGACAGCUGUUGGCUCACCAAGUUGCCCCGCGCUGGUGGGUAGUUUGCCUCGCAGAGACCGAAGGGGACGCAAGGGUGCGGGCGCCCCCCGUUUCUCUUUCAAUGAUUGCGAAGCAAGCAGGGGAGCCUGUCAAAAGUCCACUCUAAUAGACAACCCGUCAGAGGCAGAAGCGGACCUGAGUAGCGCUUUCACAGAAUACUCCGGGAAGAACUGCGGUCUGUCGGAUGAUCCAGCAACCUAUCAGUUAAGCCCCCAUGUUCUUGUUGUUAUUCUUGGUAAUGAAUUGCUUAGGGUCGGGCUUGUCUCCAUGGUAUUGAAUAAGAGGGACACUCAAUUUUCAAGUAUCAAAAUACUCGUGGUAGGAGGACUUGGGGGGCCAGGGGAAAUAGGAUAGAGUCUGACUUGAGGGAGAUUGAUAGAUAAAACGCAAGAAAUCAGGAACGAGGUGAAAAAAUGAUUUGAAGCAAGUAUCAAGUCGAGCCCCAAAUACCUCGAGAAAUGAGACUUUCAGAAUUUGUGCCAGCUGUCAAAAUAGGAGUAGUUGCAAUUAUUCCUAUUGUUCAGAAAGCUUUUUUACUUGCAACACUUUUUUGAAGCAGGACCGUCAAGUUCUUGAAGUUGAUCUUGACGGUGAAAAUAAAUGAUAUUUCUGGUAUAGUAGAAGAUAGUCAUGACCUCGUAUGCUACGUAGAAGCGAUCUCUCAGGAUUUGGAGAGAGGAGCUCUAAUAAAGCCUGGUGGCAAUGCGACAACCAACCUGGUCGUGCUCUACUCAGCUGGGGAUACGGAGACGCUUCAUAUUUUACGAAACUCGGUACAUAGCAGGUUCACCUUUGAAAGUGCUCCCGCUCUCCACAAAUUCUAGUGCUACUGAGGGAAGAUGUAACAAGGUUUACUCCCUCUACGAAAGGCAAACUUGAAUUUGUGAUUCCUAUUCUGCCUGAAUGUGCCGUAGCGCUGUCUGAACUUGUUAAAUAGCUAAGCGAAUUUCUGUAGAAGUAAGUGGAUUCACGUAUACUUUUUUGUAUACGUCUUAGGGCAUCGGCUUCCUUUCAUACUUGGCGAAGUGCGUGAGGAAGUGCGCCUCGUUUGUGUCGGAUGGCAACAGGGGCUGCGGCGGCUUCGUUUAUUAUGAAAGCACAAUAAGAUAAUAAUUAUAGAAAUGAAUUUAGCAGCACUGGUUCAAAAACUUCUUUUGAAUUUGAUAAGAAACAGAAUUGUACGCUUCGGCCAUCGUCUGCAGUUACUUGAAAAAUGCUGGUUGGGUUUCAUCGGUCAAACUCUUCGCUGAGUUCCUUUGAGUAGUUUAGCUCUUCGCUGCGUACUGGGGUAGUAGAGUACUAGUAAAAAGUGCACCCUUGUUACAUUUGUCUAAGGAAAUGAAAAGCAAGCAGUGACCGAUACGGCUGCCAAGCUGAGUGGCAUCCAAGGCUCCUGCAUCCUGCGACAAGGCCCGGUGGACAUGGACGCAUGUGUCGAUGAAUCAAAGGCGACAUUCUAUCUUAUGACAAACUUACAUACGCUCCUAGUCUCAGUCUUCUAAGUCUGAAUAGUCAUAGCAGCUAAGCCAGUCGAUAAACAAUAACUAUACUCAGAUGAGAGGACAGCACGUGCUUGCAGUUCCAUUAGUACGUCUCCACCUCUCUGCCUCUCCUGACCGAGUUGAAUAAGAUGAAAGUCAGGACGAGCAACAUCUUUUAUCGGAAGGGUAACGAUAAUUUUUUUUCUUUGGUGUUUACCUAGUUACUUAGGCUGGCUCCACUACUGUAUAGUUUUACGAAGAAAUUUUUACUACUUUUGGAUGUAUGAGAACUAUCUGGAUUCUAGAUCCCGCAGCAAGUGCUAGAAGACCUCUAAUAACCUUCGAAAGGCGGCGCAGGUGGUCACGCGUAUUGGCGGAGACUCAUCGUCAGACGCUGGCUCAUCGUCAGACGAUGGCUCAUCGUAGAGGUAGACGGUGUGUCUCUGCCUGAUCUCUAAGGAGAUAAGAAGUCCACCAAUUGAGGGGAAAAGUGGACAUUAGUAGUCCACGAAUUGAGGAUGUCCUGUCUAUACACGCGUAGUUUCAGAAGAUCAAGAAAUAGAGUGAAUAUGGAUCAUGAUCUUAGCAGUACUAUGUUUAAGCAAGUUGUAGUUCGGGCUCUAUCUAGGUAGUGCUUUUUAUGAAAAUCUGAAGAUUAUAAUGUAGUAGCGAUUUUGGUUUCUCGGGUUGUAUCCCUGAAAGUUAUCAUGUCUUUUUCGUGUUCUUGCGUUUCAAAUUCAAUUUUUUUUCGACUAUAAUUCAAGGAUUUAUCACAAAGAUUAAUUCGUUUUCUUCCUUUUUCUCUUCAACUCGAUUCUCUACCAUGUUUUCAUCAAAAUAUGUUUCUCGUGAAAAAAAGAAAUGACUUGUUUUCAAGAAAAAUAUUAUGAUUAAGGUGAACGAGAUCAAGGUUAGUACUAUCACUUCAUAGACGUCAUCGGCCAAGCCGAUACACUACACACACGAGAAAGUCAAAAGGAAAUUUCUGCCGAUUCGGCGCUUGAGGCGCAGGGCUGAGGCAGGAGCCCAAUCUGAAUCUGAGUCCAACAACUGAGAAGCAAGCAACUUCAUAUGUGUAAGUAGUUUUUGUUGAUUAGUUUCGUUCGUAGCAGUCGCCUCGUAGAAGUCCGUCUUCUACCUUUCCUUGAACAGAUGAAAAAAUUGUUUCGAUCCACAUAUUAGAACACCAUCUUGCAUAGGAUCAUAAAGUGAGUCCAACACGUUGGUUGCCAUGACUAGAACACCUCGUAGAUGUGACUAGUACAACACUAGUGCAACAACUACAGAAGAUGUACUAGUAACUAGUUAAUAGUCAUGCUAUCAUUUUCUGACUUCUUGUGGGGUUUCUUAUGUUACACUCGAGCAAUGAACACUUGUGACAAACUCCAGUUUCGGAGCAUCAGCAUAUUUCGUGAUGACUGAUUGUAAAACACACAACAAAUCAACUUGUACCUACUAAAUCGAAUUCAUACACAUGCAGUUUUAUAAGUACGUGAUUUCGUUGUAACUUGCAGCAGCGAGGC
Amoebophrya sp. A25 is the source of this 12701-nucleotide messenger RNA. The record is from the annotation of a GenBank genome assembly. Lineage: Eukaryota; Dinophyceae; Syndiniales; Amoebophryaceae.